GUCACAAGAGCGCAGCAGAAGAAGAGAACGCGCGGGCCCCGCCCUUUGACUCACCUCGCUCGUUAGAUGUGUUGUUGUUUUUUGUAUUACUGGUUUUGUUUAUGACGCGGCUCACUGGCUCCGUUAGCUUUGACAGCUGACCAAAGAGUAUGCUGUUGUAAAAAAAACAAAAAAAACAAAAGAAAAACCCCCAAAAAAGGGCUCGUCGCUGUCUUAUGAAUGGAGGACACUGUGCCGAUAAGACAGUAAGAACGCUUAGCUUAGCAGACACCCCCCUGUAUGGAGUGACGUCUGACAGGAGAGCGGCGGACGGACGGACAGACAGACACCGAGCCGUCCACACUUACAACAUAGAUUUAGAAAAGCCAGUUUACAGAGGCACGAGUGCAUGUGUGGGGCACGUGCACGCGCAGGUUAGGCUUUUCAGACAGCUGCCUCGCGACUGGAAUUGACUUUUAAGCUCGCGAGCUCGUCCCAUGUUAGCAUGGCGUCAGACACGAGUGACACCGAGGAAUUCUAUGAUGCUCCCGAGGACGUCCACUUGACUCCUUCUCCCAAAGUGUCACCUACAAAGUUCGCCAUUCCUUCACCUGGGUUUUCACAGAGAUCAGUAAACGCUGCGCAAGAUGUGAGCGGCGGAGUCGCUGCAUCUGAGACUCAGCAAGAUGAUUCCCUACAGAUCAUUGAUAGCAUCAUUGAGGAGAGUCAAAAGGGAGGUGUAGGUGAUGUUGGUGAGGUGGCUCAACUGUUGGAUCAGCUUCAAAUUGAUGCAAGAGCAGAACCGGAGCCAACGGAAGAGAACAAUGCUCAGGAAGUUCCUGAGGAGGUAGCAGCGCCAGCUGUCGAACCUCAACUUGACGAGAGGCCAGGGGGCCGACAGGGAAGUGCAGCAACAAACGGAGCGUGCUCUUUACCUGCGCCCGCUGAUCUCCCAGGGCCAUCAGUGGGGUCACAAGAGGGUGUUCAGCCCCCGGACAUCACCAGCACCGUAGGACUCAGUCGGCUGGAGGGGGCUGUUGUAGUUGCAGAAGGGGAGCAGGAGCAGAGACCUGCAGAUAUCUUAGACCAGGUCCCGUUCACAGACAGGGCGGCUGACUCGGACUCCUCUGGGCCUACGAAACCGCCGCGGCAGUUAACAGUGGAACCGGACAUUGUAGCAAGCACCAAGAAGCCUCCUCCCUCACGCCCACCCCCUCCCAGCGGAGGUCCUCCACCAAGACCGCCUCCACCGUCUUGGCAGGGUCUACCUUCCAAGAAGUCUCAGGAGUGUCUAAGGCCACUUGGACUGGAAGUGUCUGCAGAUGCUCUGGAGCCCUCAGGCCUGGUGUCUCCCAGCAGCACAGUGAGGAGUCUAACCAAAGAGCUGCAGCAUUCCUUGGAUCUGGCCAGUGCUACCAGUGGGGAAAAAGUAGUGACAGCACAGGAAAAUGAGGAUGACCAGGCCUCAUCUCAGAGUGGAGGACAAACUCCAGGCCCCCAGCGUCCACGUUCCAACUCUGGUAGAGAACUGACAGAUGAAGAAAUUCUGGCUAGUGUGAUGAUCAAGAAUUUGGACACUGGGGAAGAGAUCCCUUUAAUUCAGGCAGAAGAGAAACUUCCUGCAGGGAUUAACCCGCUCACUCUGCACAUCAUGAGGAGGACCAAGGAGUACAUCACGAAUGAUGCAGCACAGUCAGAUGACGAUGACAAGGCGCAGGCUCCACUGGCAGACACAGAUGGAGGAAAACUAAAACAGAAAACAACACAGUUUAAAAAGUUUCUGGGCAAGUCCGUUAAGAAGGCCAAGCACCUGGCUGAGGAAUACGGAGAGAAGGCAGUCAACAAAGUGAAAAGCGUGCGUGAUGAAGUGUUCCAUACAGAUCAGGACGAUCCGUCGUCAAGUGACGAUGAGGGCAUGCCUUACACCAGGCCCGCCAAGUUCAAGGCAGCACACAGCUUCAAGGGUCCCUUUGACUUUGAUCAGAUUAAAGUUGUGCAAGACCUGAGUGGAGAGCACAUGGGGGCCGUUUGGACGAUGAAGUUCUCUCACUGCGGGAGGCUGCUGGCCACCGCGGGCCAAGAUAACGUGGUUCGCAUCUGGGUCUUGAAGAUUGCUUUUGACUACUUCAAUAACAUGAGAUUAAAGUACAACACUGAUGGUCGAGUUUCACCGUCUCCUUCUCAGGAAAGUCUAUGCUCCUCUAAAUCUGACGAUCACGGGGCAAGUUGUGCUCCAGAGGACCCAGACACAGACGGGAAUGCCCCGUUCCGUCAAAUCCCCUUCUGCAAGUAUAAAGGUCACACGGCUGAUCUAUUGGACUUAUCCUGGUCAAAGAACUUCUUCCUCCUCUCCUCUUCCAUGGAUAAAACAGUCAGAUUGUGGCACAUAUCCAGGAGAGAGUGUCUCUGCUGCUUUCAGCAUAUUGAUUUUGUCACAGCCAUUGCUUUCCAUCCCAGAGAUGACAGAUACUUUUUGAGUGGCUCUCUGGAUGGAAAGCUACGGCUCUGGAACAUUCCUGACAAGAAGGUGGCGUUGUGGAACGAGGUGGACGGCCAGACGCGCCUCAUCACGGCCGCUAACUUCUGCCAGAAUGGGAAGUACGCCGUCAUUGGCACCUACGACGGCCGAUGCAUCUUCUAUGACACAGAGCGUCUGAAAUACCACACUCAAAUCCACGUGAGGUCCACCAGAGGCAGGAACAAAGUUGGACGAAAAAUCACUGGCAUUGAACCUUUACCUGGAGAGAAUAAGAUUUUGGUGACCUCAAAUGAUUCCCGCAUUCGCCUUUAUGACCUGAGGGACUUGUCUUUAUCCAUGAAAUACAAAGGUUACGUCAACAGCAGCAGCCAGAUCAAGGCGAGCUUCAGUCAUGACUACUCAUUCAUCGUCAGUGGCUCGGAGGAUAAGUAUGUGUACAUCUGGAGCACUUACCACGACCUGAGCAAAUUCACCUCCGUACGACGGGACCGCAAUGACUUCUGGGAAGGAAUUAAAGCACACAAUGCAGUCGUCACCUCAGCAAUUUUUGCACCGCACCCAGGCCUUAUUGUUCCGCAAGAAGCUGGAGCAGACAAACCAGAAGCAGAGUGCAAGAGCCUGGACUCCACAGACUCUGAAACGAUACCCUCAGGAGCCCUGAAGACGGAUCACACCGAGGUUCUACUCUCUGCUGACUUCACCGGAGCCAUCAAGGUUUUCAUCAACGUAAAAAAGUACUGAGCACUUCUGAGGUUGUCAGCUCCCCACACUCAGGCCUGUCCGUCAGAGAUCAGUCCUAAAGAUGAAGGACAGCCCGUGACCCGACUACCUAACGGUUAUUGCUCUGAGACAAAGAGCCUUCUGUAGCUUUUUUUUCGGGAGAACAGGGACCCUAAAGUGGAAGAGGAGCUAAUGAGUGGAAGAUAUUGACUGUAUGAUACAGACAGGGUGUGAUUCCCUGUCACAUUUCAAUUUUUUUAUCUUUAAUACCAAGCAACUGUGAAUGGUUUGGCAUUAAGAAAACAAAAAAAAAGCCAGAAAUGCCAAGUGUGUGUGGUCUGUUCAGGUAUGUGUUCAUUUACAGCUGCGUGGUCAAGAUAGCUGCAAGGCUAUUUGUAGUAGAAUGGGCACCUUACUAAUUUCUUUUGCUUUCACAUAAAUUAUAUGCGAGACACUGUCCUAAUGUCAGUCUCAAAUUUUACAUGUGUCUUAUGUAAAGAGAUGUAACCAUUUUCUUGAAAGCAAGGUGGUUUGAAAUGAUUUGUGCCUAUGAAAUCUACUUUGCUUUUUCUAAAUUGAACUUCUCAAGCCUUCCUAUUAAAAUAUAUUAAGCAUUUUAGCAGAUGACCGCAAAUCUACGCUACAGGAAAUCUGAAUGCGGUUAUUAAUGGU
Anoplopoma fimbria (sablefish) is the source of this 3850-nucleotide messenger RNA. RefSeq names its product WD repeat domain 44 (gene wdr44). The record is from RefSeq and is a predicted model, not a curated record. The transcript is spliced from 20 exons. Gene Ontology annotation, molecular function: protein binding. NCBI's taxonomy places the organism in Eukaryota, Metazoa, Chordata, Actinopteri, Perciformes, Anoplopomatidae. The coding region runs from base 485 to 3199 and encodes 904 amino acids.